Molecule: messenger RNA, 1650 nt
Organism: Cynocephalus volans (Philippine flying lemur)
Lineage: Eukaryota; Metazoa; Chordata; Mammalia; Dermoptera; Cynocephalidae
Gene: TRIM38
Product: tripartite motif containing 38
Exons: 8
Coding region: 1-1650 (549 amino acids)
Biological process (GO): positive regulation of canonical NF-kappaB signal transduction; regulation of protein localization; protein polyubiquitination
Cellular component (GO): cytosol; cytoplasm; nucleoplasm
Molecular function (GO): protein kinase binding; zinc ion binding; protein homodimerization activity
Source: RefSeq, a predicted model, not a curated record
AUGGCAAGGGACUGCAGGCAGCCUCUAGAGACUGAGGCAGCUUCUACCAAGAAACUUCUGCAGCUGCAAAAAACUGAACUUGCCAACAACCUGAGAGAGCUUGGAAGUGUAUAUACCCACAGUCAAGCCUCUGAUGAGAAUUCAGACCCAGCCAACACCUGGAUUGCAGCCAGGGGUCAGAUUCCCAGACAAUACUACCAGUUCCUGGUCCUGGAGCCCAGCAGGCCGAUCCAAUAUUGGAACUUUUCUAGAAAAGCCAUGGCCUUUAGCACCAAGAAGAUGUGGGAGGAAGCCACCUGCUCCAUCUGCCUAACCCUGAUGGCUAACCCAAUGAGCAUCAGCUGUGGACACAGCUACUGCUAUUUGUGCAUCACAAAUUUCCUCGAGAACAUGAGACAAAAGAAUCCAUGGGUGCAUACGUUCUCCUGUCCCCAGUGUCGGGCCCCGUUUGAUGCUUUGAGCCUCCGGCCCAACAAACAGCUGGGAAGCAUCAUUGAAAACCUCAAAGAGAUGGACAGUGAAAUGUUGUGUAAGGAGCACGGAGAGCAGCUGCACCUGUUCUGCAAAGACGAGGGCCAGCUCAUCUGCUGGCGCUGUGAGCGCACACUGCAGCACAAAGGGCACAGCACAGCACUCGUAGAAGAUGUGUGCCAGGACUACAAGGAAAAGCUCCAGGAAGCUGUAACAAAAUUGAAGGAACUUGAAGGAAACUGUGUGCCUCUGAAGAUGUUUGCAACAAUGCAAAUAGACCAAUGGAAGGAAAUGAUACAGGUUCAGAGACAAAAAAUCCAGUCUGACUUUAGGAAUCUCCAAAGAUUCCUGCAUGAGGAAGAGAAGUUUUAUCUCUGGAGGCUGGAGAAAGAAGAAGAGCAGAUGCUGAGGAGACUGAGGGAGACCGAGGCCAACCUGGAGCAGAAGAGCCAUGAACUCAAGAGCCACAUUCUAAAACUGGAGGAAAAAUGUCAGGGCUCAGCCCAGAAAUUGCUACAGGAUGUGAAGGACACUUUGAGCAGGAGUUGGGCGAUGAAACUGGAAACACCAAAGGCCUUUUCCUUGGAGAUUCAUACUACGUGCAACGUUUCUGAGCUUUACUUUGAUGUGAGGAAAUUGUUAAGGCACUAUCAAGUCAGUGUGACUCUGGAUCCAGAUACUGCUCAUCAUGAAUUAAUUCUGUCUGAAGAUCGGAGACAGGUGACUCUUGGAUGCCCCCAGCAGAAUCUCGAUGCUUCUUCUAGGAGAUUUACGGCCUUCGCCUGUGUCCUGGGCUGUGAGGGCUUCACCUCAGGAAGACAGUACUUUGAAGUGGAUGUUGGAGAAGGAACUAGUUGGGGUGUAGGAGUUUGUAGGGAAAAUGUGCAGAGGGGUGUUGGCAAGAAGCAGAAGCCUCAGUCUGGGUUCUGGACCAUCAGGCUGAGCAGUAGGGAAGGCUAUGUAGCACUUACCUCUCCCCCAACUUCCCUUCAGCUCAGUGAGCAGCCCCUGGUUGUGGGAGUUUUUCUGGACUAUGAGGCUGGAAUUGUAUCCUUUUACAACACGACUGCUGGCUCCCACAUUUUCACCUUCCCGAAGACCUCUUUCUCUGAUACUCUCCGGCCCUAUUUCCAGGUUUAUCAGUUUUCUCCCUUGUUCCUACCUUCCCCGGAUGAGUAA